Messenger RNA from Anas platyrhynchos (mallard), 15582 nucleotides. It is a transcript of the gene ZNF704, whose product is annotated as zinc finger protein 704. The record is from RefSeq and is a predicted model, not a curated record. Gene Ontology annotation, molecular function: DNA-binding transcription factor activity; RNA polymerase II cis-regulatory region sequence-specific DNA binding. Gene Ontology annotation, cellular component: nucleus. Gene Ontology annotation, biological process: regulation of transcription by RNA polymerase II. NCBI's taxonomy places the organism in Eukaryota, Metazoa, Chordata, Aves, Anseriformes, Anatidae.
AGGGAGCGAGCAGGUGGGCGAGCGGCGGGGCGGCCACCGGCCCCCCCCCCCCCCGCCCCUCCAUGGCCGCCGCCGCCCCCCGGUGAGCGCCGCCGCCCCCGGGGCUCGGUGCCGGUGCCGGGCGGAGGCGGGAUGCAGGCGCGGCGCCUGGCCAAGCGCCCCAGCGUGGGCAGCCGGCGGCUGGGCUCCUGCGGGCCCCCCAAGGCCGAGAGCGGCUGGAGGCCGGCCCGCAGGGAGGGCUCGGCCGCGGCGGUGGAGGAGGAGGACGAGGACGAGGACGCGGCGGUGGUGGAGGUGGACGAGGAAGAGGAGGACGAGGAAGGCGGCGGUGGCGGUGCCGCCUCGGGCAGCCCCCCCCUCCGCGGCAAGGGCCCCAAGGCAGCCAACAUCAAGCGUGAAAUGACCUUCCCUGCAUUUCAACAGGAGGAUGUAAAAAGUGACAUCAGUCAAAAACUGCCAGACCAACAGUUUCUCCUGUUCACCACAAAGGAGGAAGAUUUAAAAACAGCAGAGACCAAAAAACUGAGCAGAGUUCAUGAGUAUGAAAAGGAAAACACUCGUUCUGUUUGUCUUCUUGAACAGAAGCGCAAGGUUGUUUCUUCAAAUAUUGAUGUGCCUCCAGCAAGAAAAUCUUCAGAAGAACUGGACAUGGAUAAAGUAACAGCAGCCAUGGUACUAACCAGUUUAUCCACCAGCCCUUUGGUUCGCAGCCCUCCUGUCCGACCCAACGAAUCCCUAAACGGAUCUUGGAAAGAAGGAGGAUUUGUGCCUUCUAGUACCAGCAGCAGUGGAUACUGGAGCUGGAAUGCUCCCAGUGACCAGUCCAACCCAUCCACCCCAUCUCCACCUCUGUCAGCUGACAGCUUCAAAGCUUUCCGAACGCCUUCCCAGCCAGAUGAUGGUAUUGAUGAAGCUGAAACAAGCAACCUUCUCUUUGAUGAACCCAUUCCUAGGAAAAGAAAGAACUCCAUGAAGGUGAUGUUCAAAUGCCUGUGGAAAAACUGUGGAAAGGUACUGAGCACAGCUGCAGGGAUUCAGAAACACAUACGGACCGUUCACCUUGGACGUGUAGGAGAGUCUGACUACAGUGAUGGAGAGGAGGAUUUUUACUAUACAGAAAUCAGGCUCAACACGGACUCAGUAGCCGAUGGCUUAAGCAGCCUUUCCCCAGUCUCUCCAUCCUUAGCAUCUCCUCCUUCGUUUCCCACCCAAGAUGCAAUCCGUCCUGAAACUUCCUGUGCCAAAACUGAGACUAAAUUGAUGACACCUCUGAGCCGCUCAGCUCCUACCAACCUCUACCUCGUACACACGGACCAUGCUUACCAGGCCACUCCUCCGGUGAACAUUCCAGGGUCAACAAAAUUCACUCCUAACGGCAGUAGCUUUAGCAUCUCUUGGCAGUCGCCUCCAGUUACCUUCACCGGCAUUCCAGUCUCACCAACUCAUAAUCGUCCUGCAGGGAGUGGAGAGCAGAAACAGGCCCACACAGUUCUUUCAUCACCGCCUAGAGUAGCAUUUGGCUUGAGGAAGCCUAGAGGGGAGGGGAAAAAGUGUCGGAAGGUCUAUGGGAUGGAGAACAGAGAUAUGUGGUGUACUGCCUGCCGGUGGAAGAAGGCCUGCCAAAGGUUCAUCGACUAACGAGUGAAAUCCUGCAGCGGAUUUGGGGAUGGGGGAGGACAACAGCAGGACCAGAUUGCUACAGCUGCACUGUAUCACUUCCCGGUUUCCCUCCAGUGAUGUGGUGUUGGUUGUUUUUUUUGUUUUGUUUUUUUUUUUUUGGUUUUUGGUUUGUUUUUUAUUUUUUUAAAAAAAAACGAGAGCUUUGUAUUUCAAAGUGAAGCACUUGUAGCCAAGGAGAAGCACUAAUCAAAACCUGUGUGGAGCAAUAGAGCAAAAAAUAAAUAAAAAGCAAAAACAAGAACAUAUAACAAAAAUCUGUCUUACUAAGUAUCGAAACCAGAGCAGCUAUUAGUGUUUUUCUGUUAAAAAAAAAAAAAAGGAAAAGUUAAUUUUUUGCUAACUCUUUGAGCUACUUGCUCCUUCCGAUCAUUUUUAACCAUUUCAGUCUCUUUGCUGUGAACAUCUGUAUUUGCUAAACUGAACAAUUUUUCUGUUCCUGAAAUGAAGAUCUCUUUUUGAAAGCUUUCUAAUAAACACUUCAGAGUCCUAUAAGCUACCGUUUACUCAGCAAAAGCUGUACUAAGACUGGAGACUGCUAAAUAAUUCUCCUGAUACAAAUAAUCAUGAUGAUAUUAUAUUUUUGAGAGGGGCUAUGGGGAGGAGUUGGGAUUUUUGUUUGUUUGUUUAUAGGAGAAAAACAAAAGCCUGAAUUUUCAAGAAGGGCAAGCAGUGCUCCUGGAAGAUUUUUAAACCAGGCACAGACCAGCGGAGUGGAACAAAGUAAUUCAAGUACCAAAUUGGAUUUUUGAUCUCUGGAGGAAGAAAAGCAGCAAUGGAAAGUCACCAGCAGAUACCGUCACCACACAAGUGGAGGGAAGAAAUUCAGCGAUGCUCGAUGGAAACUCAUGAGAAUACAAUGGGGGUCCAGUAGCUUUUCUUACCACUCUCCCUCUUCCUGGGGAGGACUGACAGUUGGACCAGCACGUCUGCUGCUGCACAAGGCCUGUAGCGAACUGGUAAAUGCAGCCACUAGGAUUAUAUCAAAUACUUAUUCAGGGACAUGAUCCAGCCCAGCAGUUCUGCUCUUGCUUCCUUUUCUCGUAUUUGAGAGAUUGUUGUUAAGAUAACAGUUUGCUCAACGUGUUUUUUUUUCACCUGUUAAAGUUGCUAAAAUUUAUUUUGCGCAAAAAAAAAUGGCAAAGGAAAGAAUAUACCCCCUAUCCACAACAUCAUCUCCGAAAAAGACGUACAACAGCAAAGGAGCAACAUAUUUAUGGUAAAAGUCCAUUUCUUAACUCAUUUCAAUAUACACAUUAACAAGCUUCUGUACUCACAGUACUUGGAUAGAGAUUCUCUGUCCAUUAGGAAGUAUGCACCUGAAUGUGGAAAGCUGUGUUGUCUCAACUUGAUGGAAUUGAUUGACAAUUAUUUUAAUACAAAAAUAAAGUAAGGAUUUACUAGGAUAUGAACGUAUACUGUUACGUAAUGCUUGCCUGUUAAACAAAACAAGACACCUUAAAAAAAAAAAAGCAAAACUUUGCCUCUUAAUAGAGAUACAGAGGCUGAAAAUUUCUGGAUUUCUUUUCAUACCAUUUGAAUUGAGACCAGAUUUUUUUUUAAUUUCUUUAAAUUGUCUAAUCUGCCUUGUCCUCCCUGGGAUAAGGACUCUGAGUAUCUAAACAGCUUUCUAAAAUCUGGUCCAAAGUUCAUUUGGUACUUUAUUGAGCAUGCAUUGCUGCUUUUGCCUGUGUUAAAGCACAAAAUAACGACGCAGCUGUUGAGGAUAUGUGCUAUGAAUUCAGCAAAGUGAUGCUGAGAAGUAAAUAUAUAAUAGGAGCUACUGAUGGUUAUCAUCUGAUUUUUUUUUUAAGCAAGUUAAUUGGGCAAUCAGCUGCCUAAUUUGAACGUGCUAUUUCUGCAGUUGUUUACAAAUUGUGUAAUUUACAUGCACAAGCAGCAGGAUAUGCUUGCAUGCACACAAUUUCUUGAUUUUUUUGAGCCCAGUUGUGUUCUCUUAAGUUAUUCCAAAAAAAAAAAAGAAAAGGAAAUAGAAACCUAGUUAGACCCUGAAAUAUAUAUAUGUGUGUGUCUAUCUAUGUGCAUAGAUGUGUGUGUAUAUGUAGGCACAUACAUAUACACAUAUCUGGGAUCAAGAGGGAUGAGAAGGAUUGUUUUCUUUAUAAAUCUAAAACCAGGCGGUUAAUGUCACUGGAUAUACGUAGCCACUGUUCUAUCAUCUUUUAUUUUUUUCCUCAGCAAAAUGUGGCUCGUGGGUUUUCUUUGGAUAUUGUAUUUUUUCAAUGCCUGUAGUAAAAUGCCUCGUAGUAAUUCAUAGUCUCAAAUUUUGUCUUCAAACACUGAGCUUGCUGUUUCCGUAUUUACUGUGGUCGUACUGACAAAAUCUGGGCCUUUUCAAAGAUACUCCUGCCAAUUUGCCCCCUAUUCUUACAGCACUGCAAGACUAAUUAUAAAAUGUAUCAUAGUUAAUGAGACCAUUGUAAGACUUAACAGUAUUUGCUUAUAUGUUUGUUGUUCCCCUCCUUUUGUAUUUUGCCUUGUUGCUUCAGAGGAUUUUGUAAAAAUAAUGCGUUAGAUUGUAUGUUGGCUCCGUAAUGUCAAGGCAUCACGAGCACCUUUCCUGAGGGCACUUUAAAAUUAUUGUAAUAAGAUUAUUUGUUAUAGAUUUCUGCUCAGAAGAUUGGUUUUCGUGCCAGACCAGGGCGCCCUCUGGUACGGAUUUGCUAUGGAUUACGUAGAGGCACAAGAGCUGCAAAUCAUCAAAAGUGGUAGAAGGUUUGUGUUAACAAGCAGAGGAUGGAAAACACUUAAUCCAGCAUAAAUCCUGCCGGGACAAAAUUAAACUAUCAGUAUUUUUACACAAACUUUAAUCAGCAGAGUUUAUAUUAAAUCAGUUCUGCACCUUUUGGCUGUGGCAUUGUGAUUAACGUGUCUCACUCCCGGCCUGAGCCAGGGAGAUGGCACAGCCCUCUUGAGCUGCCGCAGGGCACCCAGGCACCCAGCUGACUGCCCUUUGUCAUCUGCAAAGAUCCCUUUUGCCUUCUUAACACACCCAGCAAGACCAGAAAUGUCAGCAAAGCCUUUCUCUCUCUGUCUUGGCAUCACAGAGCGCACUCUGAAAUAACUUCUUCCAUUUUUUAGCGUAUUGCUUCGGUGUUGUUCCACGCGGUAUUGUUGGCCUGCAAAUGCCUGGCUCGUGUCAGAGUUCUGCACAGUCCUUCCAGAAACAGUUUAGAUCUCUUUGCUUCCCAGGAAGGGGCUAGCUUGAAUGCUUUGCUUGUUUAGAGCCGUCAGGACACGCCAUUCCCCCAAUUUCCUAUUUCUUUGCAGUUCGUAGGUCGUUCUCUCUGACCUCCCAAAGAUGGGGGGAGCAGCCAGAGCUCGUUACGCCGUGUCUGUGUGCUUCAGGUGGCUGGAGACGUGCACGUUGAUGGCAAGAGCCCGAACCUCCCCGUAAGACACACAAAUGGGAGGAUUUAUUCUGCUAGUUUUAGCCGCUUGCAACCAGUGAUGCUGGGUACAGAGACUGUCGGCAUCAGUAGCAGAGUGGCUGUCAACAGAGCAGCUCCCAAAUACAUCAGGAUUUCUCUUCCUGGAACAAAGCUGUUUCCCAUGUCCCCAUCCUAUAGGAAACAGCAGCUGUUGGAUAGCGCUAGCUCCGAUCAUCUUGCUCCUAAAAAUUUGUUUCCACCCCAGCGUGCCUGAUUCUCCAGUGCCUUGCACAAGUGUGAAAGGAUACACAGGAUGCAAAGUGAGCAGAAGCUCUUCCAUGAAGCGACGUGCAGGUACCCGUUUUUGUGUGAGCCAGAGCUGCAGGGCCUGCUCGUGUCACCACACUGAGCAGAAAACCUUCCUGCUGGGUUUCCUUACCCACAUCGUUGGCCUGGCAUGAACACCGGCUCUCUGACGAUGCGUGGAUCCCUCGCAGCCCUUCUCCAUCACCUGCUUUCCUUGCUCCUUCUCCCCUUCCUUGUGUGAGGUAACAGAGGUAGGACCACAAAGGAAGGCAAAGCUUCAGCAACAGGUUCUUGCGGAACCUGUGCUUAACAAUGGGUUCUGGCUCCACGGCAUGGCCCAAACGUAUUCCUUGUUGCUGCGUUUGGGUUUUCUCAUUCAUCCUGACCCAGUAAGACAGUCUGAUACGGGCUGCGACCAGCUGAAGUGGUCCCAGAUCACAGGACAGGCAGGCCCAGCCAAAAGUGUGGCAUACAAAGUCAUUUCUUUCAUCCUCUCUUUGUGUCAUACGUUGAGAAACCAUCUCAGGAGGAAGGCAAGACACGCAAAGCUUGCUGGCCAUGCGUAGAGCAGGUUGCCAGAAAGGCUUGUUUCUGUCGGUAUAAACUCCAGUCAUCUGUAGGGAGGCGUUGUGCUGCUCCUUUUCUUAAAAUACUUGGAUCAGGAAGUGUUUGUGAAGUCUCAUUUUGUCUUCUGCUGACACGUUAUCGACCUUCCUGUAGGUGGUAGCACUGGAACUGGGACCUGGCAGGGUGCUGGGUCUAUCCUGUGGCUGUCGGGGUUUUGCUGGUGGAAAACGGGGCUGUUACAAAGCAGCAUGGUGGAGGUGUGGUUCCAGGGUGAGCAGGAGGCUUUUAUGACACCUUUAGCAACGUAAUUAGAGAGUAAGUCAUUAGCAGACGCUAAUCAAGCUGACGGUUUGAAUACAUUCAGUAUCUGCUAGGUGGAAGCAGCCCUUGGCUGCGUCUGCUUGACCUUGAAAAGCUUCCUCAGGGCUGCAGAAAAGCCAGUGCACAGCUGGAACUGAUAACGCCCACUUGUAGGCCUUUCUCCACCUUGGACUACAGCGCUUCCGCGUGGACGGCCAUCUCACUGCUGCCCAAACACAAGAUACAAAGGCCUUGCAUCUUCAAUUCCUGAGUUUGUAGCUCGAUGUGAAGAGCACUGCCUGUCUGCUUUUGGCUUCACACAGGCCGUUUUGCGUAGCAAUCCCAAAAGGCCCUGAAAGCAGGGCCUGCUGCUGAUGGCACCACGUGAAAUAAACUACUUGUUGCUCCUGUUCUUGCUUAUGCUAACAGCAAGAAUCCACUCGAAAUGUGAGGGAAUGGGUAAAUUCAAUAACUAGCUAGGGUCUUGCUUUUUUAACACGUCUUAAUGCCAAGAUUUUUUUUUUCCUUCAGUGUUUGAAUGUAAACGUGAGAUAUCCAAAUUACCCUUGGUAGAAAUUAAUUUAGCAAGGCAGACACUAUUUCAGCUUUUCUGUUACCUUGGACUACACAAAACAUUACACUAAUGGGGUAGGGUGUCCAUACUAAAUCAAAAUUCUUGAUCUAGUUCCUUGCCAAGGAGGAACGCUGACACGUUUGGAUGUAUUUGCCACCUUUGCCAAAGGGGAAGGCCAGGUUUUCCACCUCGCAUUUGAAACCAGACCUCUUCAAAAAUGUAUGAUUGACCUCCCACUCUUCAUCUUACCGUGUUUCGCCCUCCAGCCAUUAGCAUGUAACGUGUAAUGUUCAGAUAAACAGACGUCACUAAAAUGUUUAUACAAAAUGCCUUGGGAAAACUAACAACAACAACAACAACAAAAAAAAAAGAUUAGGGUAAUGCAGAUUUCCUCAGGGAGCAGAGGAGGGUUGUAAAGGCAAGGUGUAGUUUUAUUUGAAUAGAAGAUGGAUAAGAAUUUUAUUUCUUUUUUUUUCUAUUCUAGGCAAAAUCUGAAGAGCAAUAUGUCACUACUUGAAUUAUUAAUGCAUUAUUAAUGCGUGGAAGGAAGCAUUAAUUGGGGAAUGUGAGCUCACUCGGCACUAACGCUUAUGAAGGUCCAAACACAAGCCAGACAUUUUAGCUGAUACAAAAUACAGAAAGUGAGCUUGAACCAUAACCUAAAUGUAGUAUAAACCUAUACAUUUGUAGAAGUCUUUCCAAAUCUGCUGUAAAUAUAAAGGGUUCUCGUUCAUAUAGCUGCUUGGUCAAAGCAUACUUUGUCUAUAAUGGAAUUACCAAAUGACUUCAGCAAGCAAAAAAUCAGAGACUAGGAUGAUAACCCUGAGUACUCCACUGUGCAUGGUGCUAAUUUCUACAUGAAAUUAAAAGAGACCAUGCCACCACCAAACUCCUUCCAUAUCUGCGAAGGCUUCAGUCACCCCAAGGUCCUACCGAUCCAUAUUAACCAGUGUUUUGCAAGAAUAGAUAUGCAAUUUCUCAACUUUUUCCUUAUUUAUACAGAAUUAUUUUUUUGCCCAUAAUAAUUUUUCCUAUCUUUUUCUGUUGUCCAGGACCUUCUUUCUGCAGAUUCUUAAAUACGUACACUGAAGUGAAUAAGAAUGCACACCAAAAUCUUCAGUAUUGGGACCUAGACGUGUGAAUCGCACGCGGUGUCAGGACUUUGGGUGUCGCUACUCACCUGUAGGAGCUGCGGCACUGAUGCCAGGCAAUGUCUCGUGGCAGGGCUGCCCGUGAUCCUCAGGGCAGAGCAGGGCAGGGCUGGCUGCACAGACGGGGCAGCUUGGUCCCAAAAGUAGGCUCAGCACCACUGAGGUGCUCAAGGAAGCCUUUAGCCUUCCUAAAGCCAGGCACACGCCUUGUACUUUUCUGAAAUCGGGCUGUGGAAGGAGCUAAUGUUUGUACAGCUUUGAGCAAAAUAUGCACUUUGUAAGACAAUCUAUCUUUUUCUGAUUUUACGCGAUUCGUGUUGUGUGUGUAGGAGAUGAGAUGAAUUUAGUGGACUCUUGGAUUUUAUUUUUUUGCGUUGUAAAGGGAACAUGAGAAAGAAGAAACAUUUAAUUGUGCAUUUUAACACGUGAAAGCAUUUCUUAGAUACAUAGAGGUGUCUAUUUGCCAGCAAGCUCAACGGGACUUACUUGAGCACAUCAGAAAAAAAGGCAUGAGAAGCAUUUUUUGUGUGUCGUGCUGCCUGUAUCCCUUGUGUGCUCCCUGCUCCUCCGGGGAGCUGGAGGCACAGAGUUCUGAGUAUGCAAGGAAAUAAGUAACCUUACCUAAAAACUUGAGGGUAUUGUGCUGUUAGGCCACAGAUGAUGCUGUCUUUGUGUGAUUUUUUAGUGUUAAAAGAGCAUCAGUGCUGUUAGUGACAAUAGAAGGUAGUCUUAUUAGCAAGGUGCAAUACUUACAAAGGGCUAAAUUUCGGAAACAAGCGGUGUGUGUAUGUACAGCACUGCAAAAUGUGCACUCUCUUUUUUUUAAUGAGCUUUUAUAGCACUGGGAUCUUAUUACCUCUCUGAAGUGAUGAUGUUGGUAUAAUUUUAUAUCCAUUCAUUGUAAGCUACGAAACAGAAUUUGGGAUUUCCUAAGAACCAAAAGGAAGAGAGGGAAACCUGUAAAUUGCAUAGAGUAGUGGUGUGUUGUCUUACAGGGCAGAAGUAACCCAAAGCACCUUUACAAAGCUAUACACAUGUUGGAUUAGUGACAAAAAAAUAUUGCCUUUGGUUACAGAAAUUGUUUAGUCUGGAACCACCAGUGAUGUCAGAAAAAUGCCUACUUCUGAGUAAAUUCUGCUCUGUCUGUUGCAUUUUAUUACUGGGCUUUACCUGUUUGUAUUCUAGUUGUGAAGACGUUUCCUAAAUCAGCAAUAGAUGGCCUGAAAUCAGAUUCUUUUGGAAAUAAUUUUUAAAAGGAAGAGAUUUCUUCCUUCAUUGCACUGCAUGGUCUGAACGAUCUGCUCAUUCUUAAGCAGAGAGCUCGUCAAGGAAGUGGGUAUGUACAAAAAGAUUGCUGUAUUUAAAUACAAUCUGUAUCUGUAUUUAAAUGUCAGGUUGAAAUGAUCCGGGCUGUUGAGCAGGAGGUGGGUGUUCAGUUGUUUCCCUCUGACUCUUCUAGUAAAGGGCCAAAGGACGAAAUGAAAUUAGGAGAUGUUACUGAAACAGGCUUGAGCCAUGAGGCACAGCCUGAAACAAAAUAGCUCAGGAAAGCAAAGUUGAAUGAAACUUCUCUCUUGGCACAUUUUACUUGUGAUGAGGCCAGAGGCUUGAGAGUAAGGGGUUACACACAGUAAACUUCACAGUACCAUCGUCGUUCAGAUGCUACUUUGCAGUGUGCUGCCACUUCUGUGGCCUCAUCCCUGUUGGUUUUGGUACGAAUUCAUUCCACCUGCCAAAGCACCACACUAUUUUCCAUGCAGAAGGGAAGGAUUCUGCCACCCAUCAGUAGCCAACCCUGGCUUUAUUUCUUUUCUGUAACAGCGUACCUGACCUGCUGACGGAGCUUUCUUGCCCAAAUGAAUAAUUUUUUCUCAGAAGCAUCCUAAGCCAAAUAUGUUCAGAUGCUAAAGUUACUAAAAACUAGAUUGUGUAAUGAAUUGACCAGAAAACACCAAAUUCAAUGAAUCAAACAGCAUCGAUGCAACCUUUUGCGCUGAUCGUCUUUCACACAGGUUGAAGGUCAAAAAAAGCAUUUUCCCCUCCCAAGCUAUGCAGACAGUUAGCAGGAAUUCCUUCUGAUUAAUCUGAGGAGGAGAGGAAAAGGAGCUCGUUUUAUUUAAAUUACAAGCUUGAUAAAAAGUCUUGUUACACAAUUAAGAGUAAAACGUGCUGUAACGAGCUGAGCCCUCGAAGCAUCACAUUUUUUCUCCAGAGUGGAAGGUCACUGAGUAAAACACGGUGCUGUCAGAGCAGAAAGCAGAGGCAGUGGUCUCCCUGCUCCCAGAGCCGUGCUGCACCUCGGGGACACCUCUCCCUUCUGUGCCCCGUGAGCUGGCCAAAGGCAACUCCCCAGGAUCUGCUGGAAUCCAGCAAGAAGCCCCGAAACCAGGCCGGUGUUGGGUUUGAGCCUCAGGUUAAGGGAGGCUUAAAUCCCAACUCCCCUUCCUGAGUGUCUUAUUGGCAGGCUGUUACAAAGGGGGCACUGCUCCAUCGCUUUCCCUGUGGGAUUUCGGACACAGUACCAGCCGCCAGCGCCCACAGUACCAGCGCGUUUGCAAGGAACAAGGAGCAACAACCAGGUGUUGUUGUCUUUGUCAGUCACGGGUUUUGGGGAAUAUUCUUUUAGAUUUAGAGCUCUACACCUCACCUAACACCCGGCUUCACAGCAGCUUGGGUUGGCCCAAGCUUGGAGAAUGUAGAGUAAAUUUAAGUUCCUUCUUAAAAAUAUUUUUCUGCAUUAAUAUUUUUAGAACCAGCGCAUUUCCUCCUUCCCUUGGUGUAAAUCUAUUUCACAGAGCUUUAAUGUGCUCUGCACUGCACUUUAUGAACUUUUUCACCUGUUGGGCCACGUCUGUUUGAUGUCCAAGACAAGAAACUCCUUGUUACUCUAGUUUUACCCAGAAAUUAACCGUGACACUCAGAUGUUUUGACGAAAAUACAAGUUCCAUAAAAUGUAGCAAAUGAACUAUUUAGAUUGGAAAUCUUUUAAUGAUAAUGCUGAGGGAUGUUGUAGCUGUUAACUGGUUUAUUAUGUAGUAAAUUCAAUAUAUUAGCGGGUUGCAUGAUUUAAAAUGGAAUAUGGAUAAGCAGGAGACAAAGCGCUAGAUUUGCUUGGAUACAAAACCUGCAUUAGUUUUAUUGAUAUGGGCCUUAAAAAAUAGUUUAAAGAAGUGUAAAGUCAUUUAAUAAGCCAAGUUGAAAUGAGAAGAGUUCCCAGAAAAGUUGAAAUCAGCUUCACUUAGUUACCAAAGAGAGGUUUUCAGUAGUCUAACACAACCCUGGGUGCUGGGCAGUCUCUGAACUCACAGAAGGAGGAUAUACCACAGAGUUAGAGGAUCGCUGGAUCACAGCAUCACGGCCAUGGUGUGGGUUGGAAGGGCCCUAAGAGAUCAGCUACUUCCACCCCCUGCCAUGGGCAGGGACACCUCCCCAGAAGCUGUGUGUGAGCACCAGAAGCCAUACGUGAGCGCGCGUUUUCCUGCUUUCAUCAGGAGCUCUCCAAGCUCUUACGCUAACAGACCUGCUUCCAGGCUGAUAACGUUAUUCCCAUUUGUGGUUUUUUUUUUUUUUUUUUUGGCUUUAUUCCUCCCAGUUUGGGGAACCAAUAUCCUAUAGACAAUCUUCUUGUUCCUAGAUGUGCUAACGAAGAAAUCGUCUUCCUUCUGAUCUUGGUGUCACACGUAGGGCCCUAAUACCAUUGCAUGUGGGUUAGCUUCAGGAUUUUUAGCUGCCAGUUUCAGUGCUUUAAAUGGACAAUUCCUCUGCCCCAGUGCAGAAUCCCUUAAAAACUAAAGGCCCCUUUUCUUUUACUUUGUCCAAACGGUGUUUGUGCCAAAUAGAAGUGGGGAAAUCUGUGGUGACUGUGUGUGGAGCACAGAGCAGUAAAGGGGACAAGGGGCCGUGUUGCUCCCUCCUUCCUUGGGCAAAUCCUUCUGGGCUCUCCACUCCCUGGCUGAUCAGUGAGUGUGUGACCUCGGGCACCCCAAUAUCCCGUGUCUGCAUCCCCAGGCGCAAGCAGAGGCUGACUGCUGAGCCCAGCAGCGUGGGUGCAGUCCCUGUUUGAGUUGCAAAUAUAACAUCGCCUUGCCCUUUUUCCAUCAAGCUUCCCCCACAGAAGACAAUCAGGAGCAGGGGAUGCUGGUGAGUGGCUGGCCUUCAGCAGCACAGCAGCAGCUCUGCUGCCCGACUGCUUUCUGUGCUUUUAUGUGUGUUUGAAGGAAGGCUUAAAAAGAGAGAGACUUUUGCAUGUAGCUGAUACUUACUGGCAGUCUGAUAUCUGAUUGCCCUCUGGGGGCAGCCUGUGAGCAGCGCUGCAGAUUUAGGUGAGGUAAAUCCACUGCCAGCCACUUGGACAUGGCUAACAACUGCUUCUUAGAAAAAGAAAAAAAAAGUGUUUGAAAUCUUUGUGUCUGCAUCUGAGUGGAUCCUGUGUGCUGAAUCAAAGCACUUCAAAUCGACUUGAGCUACACAGGGAGUCAGUAGUGCAAGUGGUGACACCCCAAACGUUUCAGAUAUUUUUCUUAAAAACAUUUGUGAAAUUAGCAGUGUGCGUAUUAAUGUCUAAAAAGCCUAUGAAAAUUGAGUUUAAAUACUAAAAACCACAUGCUUUGUACUUGAAACUGGAAAGCAAGACUACUGAACUAUUUAAUUUGCUAAGCACCAGCUCCUGGGUUUGUUAAUGCACUAAGCCAGCUUUUUGACAGAGUCACUGUUUUGAAAUACAGAGAAAGAAUAGUUUCUUCUCAAAUUAUUGGAGCAAUUCAGGAAAUUAAUUCUUUGUUUCUAGUCACUGGGUUUUAGAAGGAGGCCAGAAAGAGCCCUCAUCCUCUUGUGCUUUUAAUAUUCAUUAUUUGUAUGGAAAAAAAUAUUUAUUUUUUUUUUGGUUUUUAAUUUCUCUGUGAAUUAUCAGUUCACUAGCUACAGGCAGCGUUUCUUCACUUUGAUUGCCAAACGUGUUUUUAAUAAUUUUACUCUUCUCCUUGAAAAUCCUGAUAGCUACAUUUUUUCUAGUUUUAAAGAAGCUUUCUGUGCAAUUUGCUUAGGUAUGGUUGACUAAAAAUUGCAGAGAAGAAUCUAAGCCAUCUUGUAAGUGCAUGGACCAGUUUUUCCUAAAGUAAAAAUUAAGAAUGUGAGAAAACAAGAGCAUGAAGAAUCAUGAACAAUGUUGCAGCAUUUCUGAAUUAAAUAUUUUUGGAACAUCCUGACUAGUAAAAUUUGCUAAGUUUUGUUGGAGUUAUAUUCUGUUGCACAUCACUGUGCUUUAGUAAAUGAGAAAGCAAAUUUUCUUCAGAAAAAAUAAAUAAAUAAAUAAAUAAAAAAAUAAAAUAGAAAUAGAAAACAAGAUUAAAAGCAAUCAUUUAAACCCAGGUUUUCUGCUUGUUUUGAAGCCCAUCCUGCCUGGUACAUCACUGUUGUGUUCAGGGACGCUCAGGACAACAGAUGCUCCUCCCGGGAAGCAGCCAGGUUCCAAAGUGGUGACUGAAAGAAAAGCCGCGAGCAAACUUGUAGAGUUUUCAAAAUAUUAGCUCAGCUAUUGCCAAAAAAAAAAAAAAAGCAUGAAAGCACUACUAGUUACUGAACGAGAAUUUCAGCAUUUUAAAAGAAUCACUUUUUAAUCUAGCUCAUUGCCGUCUUUAAAUCCAGGUUUCUGUUGGCCUGCUCGCUUGUCUGUCAGGGCUUGUAAUUGCUGAUAAGCCUCAGGGCAGGUUUAUCAACGCUGGUGCUCAGAUGGCCACCAGUGAGCUGGAAUCUCUCAAAAUCCAUGGUAAUGUUACACAUUUUUUGAAGAAACAGGAGGCUUUGAAGGGAAACCUACUUCAAGUUAUCUCAAAAAAGCAAGAAGAAGCUGCUUCUUUCUGUGGGAAAUGCCAUGGCGUUGCCAUUAAUCACAAGACGUGUGCUUCAUUGCUGUCCCGUAGCUUUGUCAGGUUGCAUUCCUGCUGAGAGCAGACGGUGAUGGACCCACCUAGCGAGGACGCUCCCUUAGACCUGUGCGAAUGAAUGUACACACACCAGCUAUGCACCUCACAGGGCUAUAUCCCCUAUCUCACGUUGGCUCCUUUCCAACCUUUUCCUCUAGGUGAGUGGCUCCCAAGCUGCAGGAGCUGGCGGCGCCCCCGCCCCCAUUAGCACUUGGUCCUGCCUGAUGUGCUUCCGAGCUUUGGCAAGGCGAGAGGUGGGAGCGGCACUCGGGCCUUCACCCUGAGCACCGCCAGGGCCUCAGGGCUUGGGGUGUGCAAGAGAGAAGGAUCGGGGCUCGGUCUGAAUGUACCCGCUGUUGGAAGGCCGUGGACAGAUGAGCAGGGUUGUCUUGUUCUUGUAGCUGAGGUAAUUAAAUGAAGGGAAAGGUACCGCGUGCAUUAAUACUUGUAUUUGGGGUUGUUGCUGUGAUGUGCAUCAGCCCAAUAGGAUCAAUGAAUGAAGUGUGUUCUUAACGGUUUAUCUUCAAGGAAGAAAGACCCAAAAACAAUUAAAGAUACACAAGGAACACCCUUGCUUUAGAGUAAAGCAAGCCUGGACUGAUCAACAAAGAAAGGUUUUGUUUAUAUGCAACCUAUUCAAAUAUUUGCUGCUGGUGUGAAGGCAGUGGUAUUUCUUCCUACCCAGAUAUGUGCACUCAUCUACGUUAUGCUUAAUUGAAAAAUAUUUUUACAGUAUGUGUUUGUAUUUGGUGGGCUACGGCCCGUAAUUUUAUAUUCUUUACAAGAAUUAGAGUGGAAAUUAUGUUUCCCAAUUUAUCGAGCUACCUGACCGUGCUGUUUGCAUAAAGCAUACUUACAGUACCUUGGAGGAUUUGGGUUUUCAUUUUGUUUUGUUGUUCAAAUGCCAUCCUUAAAAAAACGCAGUGCUCUUUGUAUGUUGCCUAACAGAAAAGCAUGUUCCUUACCAGGGCCCCUACAACGUGAUCCACAGAACACAGUGAUGUGAAAAAAAAAAUGCUUGAGGCCAGGUCUUCAUGGGCUAUCUGCCGAAAUACCUGCAGUAGGUGUGCCCGUGGCCAUCAGCAGAGGGGCUGCCCUGGGGGGUCAUGCUGUAGGGGUGCUCGGUGCGGUACGGGGGGCUCCUCGGAGCUGGGAGACGCCGUGUCCGGGACGUGGCCUGGAGGAGCAACAAGAAAGACCCGACUGCAUUUCUCUGCAACCUGCAACCCCCUGGGUCUGGCACAGCUCCCGCGGCCGUCCCUCAAAGCCAAGCUCUGAGCGUGGCGGCCAGGCCGUCACCAAGAUAACUUUUUAAAACGAGAACGAGCUUCCAACUCUGGCACUAAUGGAAAUAAAUACUGAAUACUUUUAGUAUAUAUAUAUAUAUAUAUUUGGAAAGUAUUUGAAGAAAAAAUAAAAAAAAGUGUUUUGUCUUUUUUUAUACGACUUUUAGCCAAAUAGAAGUAUUCUGAUUAUUACUGCUGUGGGCAGCUGUCCACCUGUACAUAAACUCAGAUAUUCAGGUGCGUGAACCUGAGGAGAGUAAAUAAAUAAAUAAAGACUGUUCUCUGGCUAUGCGCUUUGCUAGCUUUUGGUUCCUUUGUACAUAAGAGGCAACUGUUUAAAUGUUGGGUGGGGUUUUUUAUUUAAUUGCUGUUCCUCUAAAGAAAGAAGAAGAAGAAGAAGAAAAAAAA